AUGCUUUCGUUAGAACAUUACAACGAAGAAAUUGCUCGACUUGUUUCAUCCCUUCAAAUCGAAACCGGUUACGAGGUUCCAAUGGAAGACGAAAUCCUGGACGCGCGAGGGUCAAUGCCUCCUCCGACUCAAGCUGAACUCAGAUAUCACGAAGAAGAGUUGAGGUCGGCGGAAGCAGCGCUCGACAAGCAGCUUGAAUACCUCGAUGACAUCAACUCGGGCUCAGAAACUGUCCACGACUAUUUCACCUACCACACCUCUCCACAGACCAGCUUGCCGCCUAAAGCCUCUUUUACGGAAAUCCAAACUCUCCCCUUCAAGGAACUCAAGGAGGACCUGACUCGGCUUGACCGAUGCUCAUCAAACGACUCCGGUUUGGGCACGUCAAUGAGUCCAACUCGGGCGAUUGAAGAAUCGUCUGGCAAUUCUGACGACGCUUCGACCCCCACUCCUCAAACAAGCAGCUCUUCGCCGCCCGUACCCCAGCCCAGACGGCGAUUUCCGCGACUUGGCGUCUCCUCCGUUCUCGUCAAUUCCAGCGGUGCUCUCACUCCCGUUUCUUCCUCCAACGACUCCUCUUCCGAUGAGCGAUUGACGCCAGUACCCACUGCUGCUCCACGCACGUCGACUCCAUCUGGAUCGCCGUCUAAGCUUCCCACCGAGCAGCCACAAUCGCCUGUGAUCCCCAAACAAAGCGAAAUCCUGCCUCCUGAUUUCCUCAACCCGGCGAUUAUCCCAAACAUCUCAAACACUUCGCAAAACAUCGAGGAUCUCCUUUACCCAGGAAUGAAGAAUCAGAAGUCCUCUGGCUUAGCCAAGAAGAUCCUUUCCUCUCUCAAGUCCAAAACCGGAAGCGGCUUGAAUAGAAUGCGCGUGUCACUGGCCGAGCUCACCAAGAGCGAAAAAGAUAAGGCAAUGUUGGAAAGCCAGAUUAUCCAGAAAAUCAUGUCCGAGUCUGAAAAUCCCACUCAGCCCGAGGACUUUUCACUUCACAUGAUUGCCGAAGCCUCUCUCCAGCGACUUACAGAGAUGACUGAAGGAAGCAGUACUGAGAAACAAGCUAGACGAGCUGCAGUUCCUCCUACUGGUAUCACCAUCGGAUCGCCCGUGAGUCAGAAGAUCGUGACGCCCGAAUCGACGAGGAAAUCGCGAAGGUCAAAGCGCGUCGACCCAGCCGAGGCCGCCAGAAAGUCGCGUCAUCAAAGCCGGCGGCGGAAGGUCAUCUCCGAAGUCAAGAAACAAGUUCAAUCAGCUCAUCAGUCGCCCUCACAGCCGCUCAACAUUCCCGCCUGCUACAGUCCCGUCGCUGGUCCCAAGCCCGUCACCACUGCUCAACAGAUCAAGAAAGUCUACAAGGGACAAGUGCCACAGUACCGAAACGGCCAGUUGGACUGGAACUACUUGUGGUUCUUUUCUGACUCGUCGACAACGAACUCGUCGGACAAGUCUCACCUCAAUGUGACCUCCCCGGUGACCUCGAUUACAUCUUCGGAAUCAGAGUCGGACUCGGAGGAUCAUAAGCGACAAAUUAGCCGCCGAAGACGCGUCCGCCAGCACAAGCCCAGCGGCAGCCCGCUCAAGGAGGCCAAGAAGCGACGCAUUCGACGAUUGGCCCCACCUCGUGAUGACAACAUUCAACUUCUUGGCAUGAUUUGA
Messenger RNA from Oikopleura dioica, 1656 nucleotides. NCBI's taxonomy places the organism in Eukaryota, Metazoa, Chordata, Appendicularia, Copelata, Oikopleuridae. The record is from the annotation of a GenBank genome assembly.